AUGUCCCGCCUGCUGCACGCUGAAGAGUGGGCAGAAGUGAAGGACUUGGGGGACCACCAACGCCAUCCCCAAGCGCACCACAACCCGCAGCCGCCGCCGCCGCCGCCACAGCCACCUGCGACCCUGCAGGCGAGAGAGCAUCCGGUCUACCCAGCCGAGCUGUCCCUCCUGGACAGCACCGACCCACGCGCCUGGCUGGCUCCCACUUUGCAGGGCAUCUGCACGGCACGCGCCGCGCAGUACUUGCUGCACUCCCCUGAGCUGGGUGCCUCCGAGGCCGCUGCGCCCCGGGAUGAGGCGGACGCCCGGGGAGAACUGGGGAGGAGGAGCGGCGGUGGCAGCGGCAGCAGCAGCAGCAGCAGCAAGAGCCCUGGGCCGGUAAAAGUGCGGGAACAGCUGUGCAAGCUGAAAGGCGGGGUGGUGGUGGACGAGCUGGGCUGCAGCCGCCAGCGUGCCCCUUCCAGCAAACAGGUGAACGGGGUGCAAAAGCAGAGGCGACUGGCGGCCAAUGCCAGGGAGCGGCGCAGGAUGCACGGGUUGAACCACGCCUUCGACCAGCUGCGCAACGUUAUCCCGUCCUUCAACAACGACAAGAAGCUUUCCAAGUACGAGACCCUGCAGAUGGCCCAAAUCUACAUCAACGCUUUGUCGGAGCUGCUGCAAACUCCCAGCGGCGGGGAGCAGCAGCCACCGCCGCCCGCCUCCUGCAAGAGUGACCACCACCACCUGCGCGCUGCCGCCUCCUACGAAGGCGGCGCGGGCACUUCGACCGCAGCUGGGGCUCCGCCCGCCUCGGCAGGGGGACAACGGCCAGCUCCGCCCGGUAGUUGCAGGACUCGUUUUUCGGCCCCGGCCUCCACAGGAGGGUACUCGGUGCAGCUGGACGCUCUGCACUUCUCGACUUUCGAGGACAGUGCUCUGACGGCGAUGAUGGCGCAAAAGAACCUGUCGCCUUCGCUGCCCGGGGGCAUCCUGCAGCCGGUGCAGGAGGAAAGUAGCAAAACUUCUCCCCGGUCCCACAGAAGCGAUGGGGAGUUUUCCCCCCACUCCCAUUACAGUGACUCGGAUGAGGCAAGUUAG
This is a messenger RNA of Loxodonta africana (African savanna elephant), 1080 nucleotides long. RefSeq names its product atonal bHLH transcription factor 1 (gene ATOH1). Gene Ontology annotation, biological process: positive regulation of transcription by RNA polymerase II; sensory organ development; axon development. Gene Ontology annotation, molecular function: protein dimerization activity; DNA-binding transcription factor activity, RNA polymerase II-specific; E-box binding. Bases 1 to 1080 code for a protein of 359 amino acids. The transcript has a single exon. Gene Ontology annotation, cellular component: nucleus. The record is from RefSeq and is a predicted model, not a curated record. Lineage: Eukaryota; Metazoa; Chordata; Mammalia; Proboscidea; Elephantidae.